Messenger RNA from Lymnaea stagnalis (great pond snail), 1254 nucleotides. NCBI's taxonomy places the organism in Eukaryota, Metazoa, Mollusca, Gastropoda, Lymnaeidae. The record is from the annotation of a GenBank genome assembly.
AAAAGUCGAUGCUCUCUGUUGUGGACCAUUGGUCGACGUGUUUCACAAGUCUUAGUAAGUAUUCCUUUCACAUCUUCUCACAUCCGACCAUGAGUCCAGUACUUAAGCUUUCUGUCGUCUGCCUGGUUCUUGCAGUGGCGGCGCUGAUGACGCAUACGUCGGAGGCCAACUUCGUGGGUGACUGCUGGGACACGUGGAGCCGUUGCUCUAGGUAAGAUAACGAGAUGGACCAAAACUUUUCUGGUAAUUAAUAUUUUUUUCUUUUUGUUCCUUUUUUGUUUUUGUUUUUUUUGGUUGUUGCAUAGGCGCCAGCGUAACAAGACGGGUGAUGGGGGAGGGGGCAGAUCGUCCCAGUUAGCCAUUUUUUUUUUGUAGGUGCAUUUUUGAUCCACUUCAAGUUUUAUAAAAGUUUAUGCAUGUGUACGGGAUUAGUACGUUUUAGUACGUACGCGAUCUUGUGUUGCAUUUGGGAUUAAGGAUUACGAUAAAUUCGGGAUUAGUUUGUUGUCCUUAAUACGGGAUUAGUUGGUUGUCCUAAAUAUGGGAUUAGUGGGUUGCGAUGCACACAGGAGUAGUGGGUUUUGAGACACGCACUGGAUAGAGGGUUAGGAUUCACAAAUGAUUAGUAUGCUUAGAUACACACGAGAUCAGUGGGUUGAGGCACAUACGGGAUUAGUAUGCUGAGAUACACACGAGAUCAGUGGGUUGAGGCACAUACGGGAUUAGUAUGCUGAGAUAUAGACGAGAUUAGAGGAUAGAUAUGCAUUCGUGAUAAGGGGCAUGUGAAAAGACACGGGAUUCAUGUGUUGACAAACAACUCAUCACCUGAAACGUGGGCCAACUUCCCUACAUAUAACAACAUGCUUCUUUUAGAUAACUUCUACGUUUUGCUCCGCCCCUGCUUAAUCCCAAUGAUUGAUUAUCUUCGUCAUUCCCCCCAGCUGGAGCAGUUUCCUCACUGGCAAAGCUUGGUCCUCCUGCCAGGAGAGGUGUCGUCAACUCGGCUACAGAUCCGGGAACUGUGUGCUGUCCUCCUCGAACUGUCCUAUUGCCAGGAAAGCACAGCAGUGCAAGUGUUCCCGAUAGACAGAUGUCAUCACGUGGACGAUCUAACUCUAUAAAUGGUCUUAUGUUCUUCAAUAAUUUGCAAUUGCCAUUGUAAACUAAUAAAUGAUAAAACAAACUUUAUUGUUCAAAGAAAUGUGUGCUGUAAAUUUCAAUAAUAUUUUUAAAAUAAAUUUCCUUGAGAAAAUA